AUGGCCAUUGCAAAGAGAUUAUUAGGAGGAAUCAUAAUUGAUAAUGUGAAGUUUGUAGGUUUAAUCAUCUUAGCUUUACAUUAUUGUUCUUGCGUGGCCAAUGGUGCUGAGUUCCCCGGCGUCCGCCGUGCUCUUGCCGGAGGAGCUGGACCUGCAGUUUUUGACAUUACCAAACACGGUGCUCAACCCGACCCUAGCUUUGACAAUGUCGAGGCAAUUAUGGACGCAUGGUUAGCUGCAUGCAACAAUCCGACACCUGCAAAAGUAGUAAUACCGGAAGGGGAAUUUUUGACCGGUCCGGUUGUAUUUCAAGGCCCAUGCAAAGCCAAACCCAUAACGGUUGAAGUUUUAGGAACAGUGAGAGCCACCACUGAUAUUAGUGAAUACACUUCUGGAGAAUGGUUCAUGUUUGAAUAUAUAGAUGGCUUGAUUCUCACCGGCACCGGGACCUUCCAUGGCUCCGGCGAGACUGCCUGGCAAUACAACAAUUGCGCUAAUAAUAACAGAUGCCAAAUGCUUCCUACAUCUCUGAAAUUCAGUCAUUUGAACAACACUGAGGUAUCCGGAAUAACAUCGAUAAAUAGCAAAGGAUUCCACAUUUUCUUGCUGUACAGCCAAAAUUUUACAGCUAUCAACAUCAACGCAACAGCACCAGACGAGAGUCCAAACACGGAUGGGUUUCACACGAGCAAUUGCAAUCUUGUCACAAUCCGCGACAGUUUCUUCGGAACCGGGGAUGACUGUGUCUCAAUCGGUCAUGGAACUACCAAUGCUCAUGUCUCCGGAAUUACUUGCGGCCCUGGACAUGGUCUCAGUGUUGGUAGCCUUGGUAAAUACGACGACGAAAAGGAUGUGACCGAUAUUACUUUUAAAAACUGCACAUUGACUAACACCACCAACGGCGCUAGAAUCAAAACAUGGGCUAACUCACCUCCAAGCCAAGCUCUCAACAUACGAUAUGAAAAUAUUGUUCUCAAUGCUGUUAAGAACCCUAUCAUCAUUGAUCAGAACUAUGGUGCCAAGAAAAAAGCGACGGGAACAGUUUAUGCUCCUAGUGGUGGCACAGAAAGGGAAAGAGGUGUUUCCAUGUUUCAAUUACUGAGUCAAAGAAGUGAACCUUCUACAGUCAAGGAAACAAAUUAUUGGUGUCCAUUGUUGUUUUUGAAGGAUGCUAAAUGCAAUAAAAUUGAGGACUAG
This is a messenger RNA of Carica papaya (papaya), 1197 nucleotides long. NCBI's taxonomy places the organism in Eukaryota, Viridiplantae, Streptophyta, Magnoliopsida, Brassicales, Caricaceae. The record is from RefSeq and is a predicted model, not a curated record.